CCAUGUACUUUAAAGAGCUGCGGUCUGCGGAUACGUUGUAGCGGACCUCAACGCCGCCUGCUAACGCUGUUACACUAGCCUGCUUAUGUAAACAACACUGAAGGAUGUGAUUUGGAAGUUUUCUUUUAUAGCCACUGUCCCUUUUGCUCACUAUGACGCAGCCGGCGGAGAAAGUGUAUUAUCGCUUUGUGGUGCUGUUCUUCAACUGCCUGCUGACAUUUGGCUCCUACUUCUGCUUUGACAUCCCCAGUGUUUUGCAGGAUCAGUUCCAAGGGAACCUGACAUGUCCCAAUGCAACAGUGAUCAAUGGGACAGUGGACUGUGUCGAGGGAUUGGGGAUGAGUCCUCAGCAGUACAAUCUUCUUUAUGCCAUCUAUGCUUGGACGAAUGCAGUAGUGGUGGUCCUGGCUGGGUUCUUGAUUGACAAAUUAGGAAAUCGCUUUGGAGUAUUUCUGUUCUCUUUUCUGUGUGUUUUGGGCUCGUCGCUGUUUGCACUGGGUUCCCACUUCAAAGGAACUCCCUAUCUGCUGCCACUUAUGCUCACAGGCCGACUACUGUUUGGAUCAGGCAAUGGAUCUCUGACCAUUGUUCAGAACCGCAUCACAGCCUUCUGGUUCAAAGGGAAGGAGCUGGCCUUGGCUUUCGGUCUGACCCUGGCUUUCUCUCGCCUGGGUUCAGUCUUGAACUUCUUCCUCACCCAGAAGUUUGAAGAAAAAUAUGGCAUGCAGUGGACACUCUGGGGUGGUGCUCUACUGUGUGUGCUGGGCUUUAUAUCCGCCAUUAUAGUCAGUGCCCUGGACAAGAUCGGAAUGAGGCAGCUGGGUCUUGAUGGCGCCAUCCAAGAGGAGUCCCGCAAAGUGAGGAUUCAGGAUGUGAAGCUCCUGUCACUAAGAUACUGGCUGCUGGUUCUCACCAUCAUGUUCUUCUACAACGGCAUCUUCCCAUUCAUCGCAGAUGCCAGUAAGUUCAUUCAGGAUAAGUAUAAUGGCUACAGUCAGAAGGAGGCGGCCUACAUCGCCGGGGCAGUUUAUGACAGCUCACUGGUCCUCUCAGCCAGCGUGGGCAUUCUCAUAGAUUAUGUGGGUCUACGGGGUAUUUUCGCAGUGGCCUGCGCCGUCCUCACACUGCCUGUGUUUGGACUCCUGGCCUUCACCUUUGUCCCUCCUCUCAUCUCCACCAUAUGGCUGGGAGUCACUUACUCCUUUGCUGCUGCAAGCAUGUGGCCGUCUAUUCCUCUCGUGGUACCUCAGGCGACUCUGGGAACAGCCAUGGGUCUGGCCACCUCUGUACAGAUGGUUGGGAUUGGGGUGUCUAAUCUGGUUGUUGGGCAGAUUCUGGGGACUAAAUCCAGCGAAACUAAAAUUCCAUUGUGGCGUUGGCAGAGGAUGAUGAUCUUCAUGUUGGCCAACACCAUCAGCUGCAUCGUCACCUCAGUGCUGCUCAACAUUGUCGACCAUAGACAGGGCGGGGUGCUGAACAAGACAACCAAGAGGUCAGAGCAGGCAGAGAGAGACUCAGAAAGAGAGCCGCUCAACCAGGGAGAGGAAGAGCAAAAUGAGGGUGAGGAGGACAAGGCGGUCAGAUCUCGUCCUAUCAACUCCUAAGCUUUGUUUCCUCAAGUUUGAACAUUUCUCUCUCUCUUUUUAAAUGUGCCAGUUUUUAAUUUGAACUUGUUUUAUUGCACACCUCACUGAAACAUUACUAUAGACAUUUGUCUAUAGUUGCUACAGCAGAUAAUUGAGCAGUUUUAAUGAAUCAGAAUAUAUCCCUGUUAAAACCAGGUAUUGCAGGUUUUUCAGUAGUACGGGUAAAAAGAAAAAAAUACACAAAACAUCACACUAUCUCUUUAACUUUUUAAAUUUUUGUUUUUUGUUUAUUUGAGCUGAAACACAUUCACAUCAUAUCAUCACUCAGCUAUCAGCUGUACUGCCAAAACUGACUGUGUGAAACUUACUGAGGUCACUAAAUCAUUUUAAUGUCAUUACAAAAAUCUGUUUUUCAUUAUUUUCUUUCUAAUGAAAAAGAGAAAUAUUUUUACCUCUUAUCUGUAUGUUCAUGUUUUAGAGUUUUAACUAUGUAUGACAUGUGUUGGAGAAGGAAAUUUUGAUCUAUUUUGCAUUGCCAAAACAGCAAAAAUAAAAUGCUGUUUUCCUUU
Molecule: messenger RNA, 2155 nt
Organism: Siniperca chuatsi (mandarin fish)
Lineage: Eukaryota; Metazoa; Chordata; Actinopteri; Centrarchiformes; Sinipercidae
Gene: mfsd1l
Product: major facilitator superfamily domain containing 1-like
Exons: 13
Coding region: 153-1604 (483 amino acids)
Biological process (GO): transmembrane transport
Molecular function (GO): transmembrane transporter activity
Source: RefSeq, a predicted model, not a curated record